Molecule: messenger RNA, 3498 nt
Organism: Pseudoliparis swirei
Lineage: Eukaryota; Metazoa; Chordata; Actinopteri; Perciformes; Liparidae
Gene: mmp21
Product: matrix metallopeptidase 21
Exons: 7
Coding region: 316-2391 (691 amino acids)
Biological process (GO): collagen catabolic process; extracellular matrix organization; proteolysis
Cellular component (GO): extracellular matrix
Molecular function (GO): metalloendopeptidase activity; zinc ion binding
Source: RefSeq, a predicted model, not a curated record
UUGGAAGAAGUCCCGGCUGUCCUAAACCGCUAUUGUCCACAUGAAAGUGAAGGCUCUGACCUCGUUCCACAGGUCAACAACAGUCCAUUUAAAACCAGUGGAGCGUGUAUAACACAUCCGUGCAAUUCAGUGAAAUGAAGCAGUUGGAGACAGUAAAGACAGGUUUACCUUUCACACAAAGAUGAGGAAAGUGGGUUACCUCCAGAGAGUCGCACCUUUAGCUGGGUGUGGAGGAACUCAGUGUCUGCCUAUAAAGCACUGUGGCUCCGUACUUACACUUAUAUAGUUAGUUACCUUUAGUAAACCAACGCCACGAUGCUGACUUCUUUCCAGCUGAUGACUUUGCUUUUUUGGACAAGCAUUAGCUCGGCUGAUGCAGAGAAACUCUACCAUAACCGGGAUCAUUCGGAUGUGCAGACCCUCAAUCCUCACCAAGCUGACAUCAUAUCAAACAAAUACACAGCAGAGCUAUUUCUCUCGAGAUAUGGAUUCAUCAAGCCAGUGAACUGGGAGGAGGUGCAGUUUGAAGAUUCAGACUCCUCUUUUUACGAUGACUUCUCGGGUGACCUUCAGGACGUGAUCCAGGAGGGAACCUCACAUCACUCACGAGACGCUCCUGAGGACGGCGACCGCGAUGACCACGACAGUCUAACCGAGAGCCGGGUGUUUAUCUCGGCUCUUCAAGAGUUCCAGAGGGUAUCGGGUCUUCCUGCCACAGGCGUGUUUGAUGAGGCCACCAAGGUGGCGAUGAACAAACCGAGGUGCGGAGUCCCUGACAAGGAGAUCCAACCGGACGCCCCUGCAGCACCCGAGAACAACAGCGCCUUCGAUACUGAAAGCAGUGGAAGUGACACUUUAAGCAAGACCGACAGUAACACAUUAAAUAAUAUAAUCGCCGACACUUCUUCUUUUGUCCCUGCUAACCCCCCUGAAGAUGACACAUUCAAUGUUAAUGACACAGAAAGUGUUCUCACAGGCAAUUCUAAUGACACUGGCAGCAAUUACACGGACGGCUUGAGCUCAUACGAUCACAUUUUAAAUAACACUUCUCUAAACAGUGGAGCGGUAAAUAUCAGCGUGAACGCCCGUCAGAGCGAAGCAGUGCGACGCAGGAAACGCCACCUCGCCACUCUCGUGGCCAAAAGCAGGCACAGGAGAGAUCUGAGUGAGAGCGGUUACAUGGCCUUUUCCAAGAGGGUGUUGAAAUGGAGGCUGAUAGGAGAAGGAUACAGCAGUCAGCUGUCCAUUGAGGACCAGAGGUACAUCUUCAGGCUGGCCUUCAGGAUGUGGAGCGAGGUGUCUCCCCUGGAGUUUAUGGAGGAUAUGCGUUCUCCACUGGAGGAUGUCGAUAUCAGGCUGGGCUUUGGCACAGGAAGGCAUCUGGGUUGCAACCAGAGGUUUGAUGGCACUGGACAAGAAUUUGCCCACGCCUGGUUCCUGGGCGAUAUACACUUUGAUGACGACGAACAUUUCACCGGCCCCAACGCGGGCAGCGGAAUCAGUCUUCUCAAAGUAGCAGUUCAUGAGAUCGGCCAUGUUCUGGGUCUCCCCCACAUCUACAGAGCUGGCUCUAUAAUGCAGCCCAGCUAUCUGCCCCAGGAGUCCCGCUUUGAGAUGGACUGGAUGGACAGGAAGGCCAUACAGCACCUCUACGGAGUCUGUAAGGGCCGAUUCACCACAGCAUUCGACUGGAUCAGGAAGGAGAAGACGCCCUACGGGGAGGUGGCCAUCCGCUUCAACACCUAUUUCAUGAGAGACGGCUCGUACUGGCUGUAUGAGAACAGAAAUAACCGAACACGCUUCGGAGAUCCCGUUGCCCUGCAGACUGGCUGGCGUGGGAUUCCCAUGAACGGCGUGGAUGCGUAUGUGCAUGUGUGGUCCCGAAAAAAAGAUGCCGUUUACUUCUUUAAAGGUGCUCAGUUCUGGAGGUACGACAAUGAGAAUGACCGGGCGUUCAGACAGGACCCUGAAGGUCACCGCUAUCCGAGGCUGAUCUCAGAAGGUUUCCCAGGCGUGUUCAGUCCCAUUGACACAGCCUUCUAUGACAGGAGGGACUCUCGCAUCUACUUCUUCAAAAACACUCUUGUGUACGCGUUUGACGUGGAAGCCAACCGCUUGGCACGAGGCUUCCCCAAAAACAUCAGAGCUGUUUUCCCUCCAGUGGUGAGCGGAGACCAUCCAGAUGGCAACAUUGAUGCGUCAUACUUCUCCUACACCCACAAUGCCGUCUUCCUCCUCAAGGGCGCGCGCUUCUGGCAGGUGUUGGGAAGCCGAGAUCGCUGGCGCCGGCCCUUUCUGCCACGAAAUGGCCUGCUGCCACACAAGGAGUUGGCCGAGCACUGGUUCGACAUCUGCAACGUUCAUCCCACCGCUCUGAAACUAAGCCGCUGAGGCAGAGAUUCAUCAAACCCUACUGAUGUGAGCUGAUAUGGACUGCUGGUUCACCUGUGCUGGUGGAUGUAUUCAUGUUGUCAUAUGCGUGUAGACAUCUUCUACUUUAAAGUCACAUUAUGCAACAAUUGUACCUUAAAAUAACAGCUUGAAAAAAAAUUGUGCCGCUACAAUGACUUUUAAUAUGGCGAUUUGCGCCUCCGCCAUUGCCAUCGGGGGUCUGUGGGGAAAUAACUCCGCUAUGUAGGAUUCUGGGGCCGCCCGAUCCGGGGCGGAUGUACUUCGACCUGCUUUCUGGCAGUGAUUACGCAAUGUCAUAUAGUGCCAGUCCACGCUCGCAGUAUAAGGGCGAAGCAAGCGAAGUCUCUUGUCAUGAAUUACACGUUCCAAUGUAAAUUAUGAAUAUGUAGCUUUUUGGUGAUGUCAACAAUAUUGUAUUCGAUCACACGUACUCCACAUUCAAACAUUUAGAAAACAACGUAUAUUGGCUGAAAACGCGAUCGGUAUUUCAUCUAAACUAAAUGUUGUCAUUCUUUUGGUUAUGUUAGCAUUCAUCUCCGAUAUCACAAUGAAUAAAACUAUGCAGUCAUAUUUAUGUAAAAUCUUUGAAUAUUCUUACCUUAUCGGUUGACAUCAUUUCUUGGUUUCUGACUUCGUCUGGUCAUCAAUACAAGUAUAUGCGAGGCUGCAUCUAUCGUAACUGGGUAUUUACGACACUGAAGUAAACGUUAAAUACCUCCAAAACUGAAGGGGGCGCUAAAAGGGAAAAACUCCACAAUGGGGCUUUAAAACAAUAUGUAUUUAUCUGUAUUUUAUGUCUGUUUUAAUGAGGCGUGUUAUUCAUGUGUCAUCGGUUGUGUCUGUCUUUCCCUCAGAGGUGCCAAAUGCAUACUGCCAUGAAAACUAUCAUUUGUCAUAAUAUACUUAUUUCUGGAUUGUUUUUACACAGACGCCUCAUUUUUAUUCACACUGUUGAAAAAUUGCUUUCAAAUGGCACACUUACAACAAAAAAGGGGAUGUUUAUGCAAGAACAUGUGAAAUAAUGUCAAACCUCACAAUAUACUUAUUGAGAAAUAUAGAGUGACACAUUGGACCCAUGUCCUUUGA